This is a messenger RNA of Girardinichthys multiradiatus, 5784 nucleotides long. Its product is annotated as insulin-like growth factor-binding protein 3. The coding region runs from base 525 to 1376 and encodes 283 amino acids. Gene Ontology annotation, biological process: regulation of insulin-like growth factor receptor signaling pathway. The record is from RefSeq and is a predicted model, not a curated record. Gene Ontology annotation, cellular component: extracellular region. The transcript is spliced from 4 exons. Lineage: Eukaryota; Metazoa; Chordata; Actinopteri; Cyprinodontiformes; Goodeidae. Gene Ontology annotation, molecular function: fibronectin binding; insulin-like growth factor I binding; insulin-like growth factor II binding.
AAGAAAAAAACAUCACACUGACAGUCAGACAUGGUGGUAUUAAGUCUCACUUCACAACGUUCUGGAGGAAUGUCAGUAAUACUGGCUGUAGGGGGUACCACCAAUGGAAUUCAAACACAUACCAUUGAUGCAAGCAGGGAAUGUGAUCAAUGUCAAAGGUGCCACUUUUACUUCUAACUUAUUAAAAUCCCCAUCUUAUCUGGGAAAUGAAAAUUCUUUAUUUAAUCUUAAUUUUAGUAGACACAAAAUAAUACGUUCUGCAGCCAAGUCAGAAGCUCUUUAAACUGGCCAUCUCAGUGAUCAGUUUUCCUAGCGGCUCUUCAUGUUGGGGCUCUCCGCUUACAUUAUUCAUACGGAGGAGGGUGUGACUUGCUGGCUCUUUUUCCGCCUGUAUAAAGCGAGAAGUUUGCGCAAAAGAAAACACAGAUGGAGAAGGUCAGUCGGCUCGCUGUGUCACAGAGAGUCCCCUUAAGCCCGUGUGACAACUCCCUCACUGUCCCUUUGUGAUAAGCUUAAUCACAAUAAUGCCCGGUCUCUGCGCGUUUUGUCUCGCCGUCGCAUUGGCUGCGCUCGCCCGACUCACGGGCUCCGUGGGACCGGUGGUCCAAUGUGAGCCGUGUGACGCCAGAGCGCUGCAGCACUGCAAACCGCUGCCGAAGAACUGCGCGGAGAGUGUGAGGGAGCCCGGCUGCGGCUGCUGCAUGACUUGCGCCCUCGGCGAGGGACAGGCUUGUGGAGUGUACACUGCGCGCUGCGGCUCCGGCUUGACCUGCAAGCAUCAGCCCGGAGAGAACCGUCCUUUGCAAGCUCUUUUGGAGGGACGAGGGGUAUGCACCAGCGCAACAAAAAAACUCAACAGCUAUCUUAAGCCGGCGCAAAAACCAGAAAAUGCAGGAAAUCAGGUGGAUGACUGCGCUAAUGUGACCGAGACCGUGACAGUUUUGCCUGCUGAGGCAACUGUGAACGAUGGACACAGCCCAGGGUCAAUGAACACUAGGCCUCCGCUGCACAGCAGACUGAUCCAAAAGGCAGAGAAUAGGAAGACGCAGAGCUACAAGGUGGAACCUGUGUUGGGAGGAGUCAGUAAGAACAUGCACAACUUCUCCCUGGAGAACAAGAGGGAGACUGAGUAUGGGCCAUGCCGACGGGAGAUAGAAAGCAUCAUUAACAGUCUGAAGAUCAACAACGUGCUCAACCCUAGAGGCUUCCGCUUACCUAACUGUGACAAAAAGGGCUUCUACAAGAAAAAACAGUGCCGUCCAUCCAAAGGCAGGAACCGAGGCUUUUGUUGGUGCGUGGACAAAUACGGGCAGCCUCUCCCAGGCUAUGAUGACAAGCAGGGCAAGACGAAAUGCUAUCACCUGGAGAGUAAAUGAGGGGGAGGACAGAUGAGACAGCGCAUGGAUGGAGAGACAGAGGAGGAAAACAGCACAAAAAAGGGGGAAACGAAGAGAGGGAAUGAAAGAAAAAAGGGGAAAAGAACAAGGGCCUGUUUUUGUUCUGGCAUAUAGAUUGAUGUAAACAUUUGAAGGAACUUUGGACCUUUGGUUUCAGGUCCCAUUUCAGGGGUGGGGGAAGGACAGGGGUUAGGGGGAGGGGGUUGCGCACACCCUCCUGUCCUUUACAGCUAUCUGUCCCAUGCUUAAGGAACCUUCAUCCUUUCUUUAAAAUAUAUUAAAAAACAAUUAAGCUGAGACAGAACAGGAGGAAAGAAAAGAAUCAUAUCAUCUGCACUAUUCUUAAAGAGGGAGAGGAAGGAGGGACUUUCCCACUCACUUUAAAGAGGACUUGUUUAUGACUGUGACCCCCGCCCCCCUCCAAAACAGUCACACCAACACCGAUCUAUCAUGUGUGUGUAUGUUGUAAGUGUGUAACCGCAAGGUUUGUUUGUCUUUUAAUCCAUGAGCGCCUGCAUAACUUACGUUUUCACAGCUGCUUGUCUGUGCGAGAUGUUGUGUGAAAGCAUGCUUUCCCAAAACAGCUGUUCUUCCUUAAACCCUGCUCCUUCAAACAAUGCAGAAAAAGACAACACCUUCUGGCUCAGGGUCCAUUAUAUAAUGCAAGGUGUAUGGAAUGGCAGAGGUUUUUAUGUAGCACAUUGUCCUCCUUUGUUUUGCUUUUCUUUUGCUGCCUUUUUGCUGUUUGUCGCUGAUGUACAGGGUAAAUGGGUUGGAGUUAAAGUGCCUUAAAAUCUUGUAAUGCCUCCCUUUUCUUUCUGUCUCUUCAGUUCCCAUUGCAGUAAAACUGUUUAAAAUGUUGAGACUUGCAAAGUUUACAGCUUCCAUUAUUGCAGAAUGCAGCUUUUGUUUCACAAUUUCUGCAAACAUUUUUUUUAAUUUUGCAAACUUGCAUCCAUGGCAUGAUACAGUUCUUGAUUUCUAAGACAAUUCUAGAAUAAAAAGGUAGAUCAGAAGACCUCCUGCAAAGAUGUAAGGUAUUGCAUGCUCUGUUUAACUAGAUUCUGAGGAAAGGACAUUCAAAAUACCUCCCCAACCUAAUUGGUGGAUGUUCACUAAACGGAAAAGCCUUCUAAGUUAAUCACAUUAGUUCUCAUGAGUGCAUUAGGACGCUAGUUUGCUAAUUAGAAACUUUAUGGAAAACCUGAUUUAGGAUGGUUUCCUGGUAAAAGUGGAAGUUACAAUCUACCUAAAUUCUGCUUGCAUGUUUACACAUGAUAUUGAUUUUCCAUCCCAGUUUUUCCUUUUGAGUGCUGUUUUGGAAUUAACUGUUUUCUCAGACUGCGUUUUUUGUUCGUCCUUCUCUCUCAUUGUUCUUUCAGCUCUGAGGUCUUCCAGUCCUUAACCACACGCUAUUAUCAUCAGCUUGUCCUCUUUCUACCUAUGUGCCUGAUCCUGAUCCCUUUUCCCACCUCUUCCUGUCAGUGGUGCAGCAUGGUGUUGGCUUGUUUCUAUUUUUUUUUUUUCUUUUCUUUACGGGUCGAGUCAGGUGUGACUGUUUUGCUCUGCCACAGGUGCCAGCUGCCCCCUAUGCUUCAAGCACAAGCACUUAUAGCACUUUAGCUGCCCUGCACUUCACCAAUAUAUGCAGUUAAAGACAAUUGGACCUAUCUGUGUCUGCGUACCUUUCCAUGGUAAUGCCAAACGUAACAGUGUAAUAUUAGAAAACAAAAAUAUUCCACUGAGAAAACAGAAUGAAUGUUAAUUUACAAAUUUAAGCUGCAGUUCUCUGAAAAAGCUUUAAAGUACCCCUUUAUUUGUUUUUACUUCCAGGCAGACAGAUAUAGUCUUUGAUUAGCAGUUCUCCAGGCCUUCUGAGGGCCUUUUUGAAGUUUUUCUUUGAAAUUUAACAAUUUGUAUGUCCAGUCUUCACCACUAUAAUGUAUUGUGUGUGUGAUAUCUCGUAAAAUACUUUGAUGUUAAAAUGUUCAACACCUCAGUGCCAAAAUAGGGUAAUUAAGGACCAUUUUGCAUUUGUUCCAUUUUUUAAAAGUUUUUAUUUUAAUUAAAUGUUAGAAUUUUGAAAGGUCAGUAAAGUUGCAUGAAUGUUCCCCUGCCCAUGUAAGCUACCAUUUGUUUUAUAUAAAUAACAUACACAAUAUUUAUAAAACCUCAGAGGAAUGAUUAUAUAGGCGAUUCUUUAAAGAACGAUGCUAAGAAUCCAGUUUGGUCAUUAACAGAUAUGUUGUGAAAACAAAUUUUUGCACCUCUCCACCAGUAUUAUACUGAGUUUUGGUGGAGUGAAAUGGAUGCACCUCUGUUUGAGACGUAUCUAUGUGGACUCCGUUUCCGCUGAAUAUUAGAAACAAGCACGUUGAGGCCUAUAAUAAUUUGUAUGUUACAAAUCAUAGCAACUAAAAUUGUUUCAAGAAAACCUUUCAAACCUUUAGCCUAAUAAUGUUUUAGCUAUGUUCACAGGCUUUUUCUUUUUAAUUUUGCAGUUUUACAAGCUACUUAGGAAGGGAAAAGUGGGUGUUUGCUGUUGUGAAAGUAGUGAUGAAUCCCUCAAAGACAUUAGAAAAGACAAAUUUGCUCAAUGGCCAUGCGCAUGUAACUAUCGGUGACACUGUAGCAGAAUAAUGCUGUGGGAGUGACAGAAAGUGGUUAAAUAUACCUUAAAUAUGUUUUGAACUAAGAAUGAACUUUUUUUGCAUCAGUGGUGUAAUAAGUGACUCGGAGUCUGAAUAUGGACAGGUUAAGACCUCUAUCUCAGACUGCGGUUGGGAGGGAUUGCUCUAGAAACACUUGGCCAACUGUGGGUUCUUUGAAAUGGAGAAGAGAGCACCUGCUGCUUAUUGAAAAGCAUAGGAAUGAUGCAUGGUUUCACAUAACAGUCUUCGAUAACACCUGAAAAACUCACUUUUUCACUUCGUUUUUUUAAUUUUUCAUAGAUUGUACAACAGCAAUUAAAAUAGGUUGUCUCUAUGACAUUUGGAUAGGUCCAAUCUGCCUGAAAUCUGCUCAGUGUUUGUUUCAGCUAACGUAACUUAAAUCAUAACUCUUUCACCACUUUGCUUUACAGUUGAAAGAUUGUUCUCCUAAAUAGGAAGUUGCUGGUUUAUGCAAAACAAUGUCAACUGGUAAUAUGACCAAACAAGUAUAAAGAAAACAAGUAUAAAUAAAAACCGAGAGAACCUGGAAAAAUGAUCAACACUACUUUAAAACACAUUGCAGGAAAGUCUUGGAGGCUAACUAUGAAGCAAAUGAGGGUGGUUUAAAACGUUUGGACUGUCGUGUAAACCAGGUCUUCUGGCAGCAAACAUAAACAGCCCCUUGGAGUUUUUUUUUCCAUUCAGUGCAUCUAUUUUUUCUCCUUUGUUUUUAUUGUUGGCGCUUUUGUUUCUUUGAAAAAAUGCUUGUGUGAUUGCAUGCCAAAAAAUCUCCACAAGGUGGACGCAGCACCAAAAAGGCAUUCACACACAUGGCAGGGGGUCUUACAGAGGUGGUGCAGGCCUCUCCGUGCAGCUUCCUGCCCCAUGCUCUUCCACAUCCUGUGCACAGACUUGAAAUGUGGAGAGACAGCUGAAGAGAGCCUGCCCAGUAGCUCAGUAGCACCACAUCGACUUAACACGCUCAGAUGGUGGCAACUUCCAACAAGCCUGUUGGUGCUAUAUCCCAUCUAUUCAAAGACUUGAUGCAAGGGGAGGAACAAACAGAAAACUUUAAGCUAUUCGCUCCCUAAUAUUUGUACGUGUCUUUUUAUAUAUUAUUAUUAUUAUUUUUAUUAUUAGUAAUGUUUCCUGGCCAGCUUCAUAUCUGACUAGACAUCUGUACAGUACUUAAAAAUAAAACAUAUUUAUCUAUGAAAGAAUAAUAAGCUGAUCCAAAGUAGUUUUUCUUAUGAAGAAUUCAGUGACUCACCGAUUGCACAGCACAGUCUAUAUGAUUCAGUGUAUUUUUGGGGACUAUAAUCACUAAUGAAUGUUUUCUUCUUAAAGAACUGUUUCCUUCUGUUGCCAACCUCCGCACCCUUUGGGCAAAACCGUGUCAGUUUGGCAUUCAGGUCAUCCAUGUUCAUUGGCCCUUAAGGACAGUGAACCUCCCACAACAUCACUUCCCUCCAUGCACACCCAGCCAUCGCGCCUCUACCAGUCAGCGCAGAACCAGGGUCACAUUUCUGUACCAUCACAUUUUAUUUUGUUACCCCCUGCUUCCUAAACAUGGAGCUCUCUCUGUUCACAGGUAUUGUAAUGUUUUAUCCAAGCUUCUCGUGGUGCAAACUACAAAUCACAAGACUAAUUUUUUUCCUGAGAAGAAAUGAUUUUACAUCAAAAUAUACUUUAUAUUUGAUGUCAUUUUUUAAAUAAUAAAUGAACACAUUUUAAGA